Messenger RNA from Lasiodiplodia theobromae, 2022 nucleotides. RefSeq names its product Zn(II)2Cys6 transcription factor. Lineage: Eukaryota; Fungi; Ascomycota; Dothideomycetes; Botryosphaeriales; Botryosphaeriaceae. Gene Ontology annotation, biological process: regulation of DNA-templated transcription; DNA-templated transcription. The coding region runs from base 1 to 2022 and encodes 673 amino acids. The record is from RefSeq and is a predicted model, not a curated record. Gene Ontology annotation, molecular function: DNA-binding transcription factor activity, RNA polymerase II-specific; zinc ion binding; DNA binding. The transcript has 5 exons.
AUGGCUCCAGAGCAGCUGCUAAAUGCACAGCAUCAAUCAGGCACUGCUACGGCAUCUAGGACAGUUAGGAGAAAAUACACGUCCAAGGCCUGCGAAGAAUGCCGGCACCGGAAGAUCGACUGCCGUUAUCGCUUCGAGGAAGAUGGGCGCCGCCCGGCCCCCAAGUCAUACGUCCAGCUUCUCCGGAACCGAAUCGAAGUCCUGGAACGAGUCCUGCGCUCACACGGCAUUGACUUCGAUGCCGAGGUAGCACGGCUCGCCGCAGAGGAUGACACCUCGCAGACAAUCCAGGCAUCCGCUUCCACUUUGCCCCAAAGCCAGAGCUCGGCCGAGUUUGAAGAGCUUUGUGUAGCAUUCGAGGGGGCCCUUUCCUUUGACGAGUCUUUGAAUUUCGAUCAGGAUGGCGAGCUUCGCUACUUUGGACCCACAAGUGGCCGCCUCGACUUCCACCCUUGCGGAUACAAAGGCACCGAUUUUCCAAGCGAUAUACCGCAGCCUUUGCCGCACGACAUCCAGCCAACCACUCUCACCCCACCCUUCGAAGAAGACCCAAUUGUGCCGGAACAUGUCAGAGAAGAACUCAUCGACCAUUACUUCCUCUAUGACCAACCUUGGCUUCAAGUGGUGAAUGAGGCCCUCUUCCGAGAAAGCUACCGCAGCGGUGGCCGCUUCUGCACCCCAUUGCUGCUGAAUUGCAUCCUCGCCCUCGGGUCCAGGUUUACCGAAAGACCGGACCUGCGUUCAGAUCCGGACGACUCCAACACGGCGGGAAUCGUGUUUCUCGACAAGGCGAAAGUGCUGCUAUCACUUGACAUGAAACGGCCGAGCACCACAACACUUCAGUCCCUUUGCCUCAUAUCAACCAUGUGCUUUGCAAUCGGAGCUGAUGCCGCUGGAUGGCUCCAUAGCGGCAUGGCCAUGCGUUUAGCUCUGGACAUGGGAAUGAACCUGGACUCGGACCUGCUGGCUCGUUCCGAACUCAUGUCCGCAGAAGAAGCAGAUUUGAGACGACAGAUAUAUUGGUCACUAUACUGUGAUGAUAAGCUGGCGGCAAGCUACACCGGUCGGGUUUGUACCAUGUUGGGUGUCGUCAAAAUCCCGUCAAACUCAAAGCCACCUCUGACUGCUCUCAUUUCACUGUCUCGUAUCUUGGAGAAGAUCCUCAUGGGCUUAUACGCCCCGAAACCUGCAUUGAAGGGUCAACAGAAGGCCCAGUUCCUUUCAUGCUGCAUUUUGGAACUGAAAAACUGGUUCUACGAUCUUCCGAGCGAAAUGCGCAUCGACAGGCUCUCAGAAAAACGCGCCCCGCAAGUCUACACGACGCACAUGGUCUACCACACCUCGUUCAUCCUCCUCAUGAAACCCUUCCUGGCCAAGGAUCAACCGGAAGAAGCCCAAAGCGCCGAGCGCAGCGACAUGGCCAAAAAGGCCGCUGCCAUCUGCCACGAGGCCAGCCGGCAGAUGAUCCUCGUCGCCCGCAAGUACCAACACCUGUACGGCAGCUUUCGCAAGAGCCCGGUGACGGCCACGCACUGCUCCCUCUCAGCCGCCCUGACCCUGAUGCACAUAUCGAAGCUGAACGGAGAAGAAGUGCCCAAGGCCAACAGCAAGCACGCGCGAAUGAUCGAGGCCUGUCUCGAGGUUCUGCAGGAGCUGUCUACUUCAUGGGAUAUCGCGAGGCGGCUUAGAGAGAACCUCGUGAAGCUUUACGAGCAGUUCUGCGGCAGCGAGGGAUCCCUCAACCAAGCAGCCCAGAGUGGCGCGUCGGGCAAUGUUGAGAAAACGAUUGACCAUGUUUCACAGCUUACGAGUCCGGCCGCCGACGACGCGUUGCCGUUCUUCUUGGAAGGGCCGUCCACCGAAGUUGGCGGCUAUAACGCUUUGGGAGACUUCACAGAGGACAUGCUAUUGGAUGAGUCUUUGUGGGGAACUGCAGGCCAAGACCUUACGUUUGACCCUCUACAGAGCGAAUACAUGGGUACCAGUUCUCUUGACCGCUGGCGCUUUGACGACAUAUGGUAG